Molecule: messenger RNA, 1810 nt
Organism: Coccidioides immitis RS
Lineage: Eukaryota; Fungi; Ascomycota; Eurotiomycetes; Onygenales; Onygenaceae
Product: STE protein kinase
Exons: 2
Coding region: 1-1524 (507 amino acids)
Biological process (GO): mitotic DNA damage checkpoint signaling; protein phosphorylation
Cellular component (GO): nucleus; cytoplasm
Molecular function (GO): ATP binding; protein serine/threonine kinase activity
Source: RefSeq, a predicted model, not a curated record
AUGAUACGUUCAGAGCCCCAUCCACUAUCCGUGUUUUCGCUUGUUCCCCUUAACGAGCGAAGUUCUAGGGCUCUUGAUCAUCCCAAAAAUCAACCUCAUGUCUCAUACCUCCCCGACUACAACGAUGAUGCCUACCCUUCAGAGAGAGGGCGAGGGUUAAAUAUCGGCUUCAACAUCGAGUCAUCUUCCCCUUGCACUUUGGCAACUAUUGGUCGCGAGGGAGACAUUAUCGUCUCGGGAAGCGCUAUAUCCCGGAUCCAAUGUUCCUUUGAGGUUGUUCAAAGCACGGGAAUGUUCAGGCUCACCGAUCGAUCUCGACACCAUAAUACGCAGUUCAAAGGACUCGAUGCAGUACCGUUUGAACCGGGCCGCACCCCUCGGCGAGCCGUGAUACAUGCGAUAUUCAACACCGAGUUUGCCUUUGGAGGAUCCAAUAGCAAUCUUUACCAUUUUAGAAUACAUUGGCACAGAGUCCAUUUUGAUAUCCGACGGCAGAUUGAUUCCCGAGGUUCCGAUCACUGUCUCACCAUAUCGGACACGAGUGGUGAGGAGGAUACGGCGUUAGGCCCAGAACGAUUCACUCGAAUUCAUACCCCCCAGUUUCCAAAGCUUCGCUACCGCUACCGGACGAAUUAUCCCCUGGGCCGUGGUACUUUUGGGGAGGUCUUUGAAGGUGUAAAUGUUGACACUGGCGAGUUGCUAGCCGUCAAAAAUGUGACUUUGCCUGACACUCCAAAACAUGGAACUGCGUAUAAAAGUCUGAAGAUCGAAGUCGAAAAUAUUGGGAGCAUCAAACACGAAAAUAUUAUAAGGUAUCUCUGGACCGAAUGGAAGAGCAUGCAUAUGUUUAUUAUAGUUAUGCCUCGCAUGCAGGGCUCAGUCGCCCGUCUUAUGGACGACGGUGCUUUCAUCACGGAUCAUAACCUAACAGCGGAGCUCCUCCAUCAGAUGCUGAAGGCCUUGGACCUUCUCGCUCUAAGAGGCCUUAUCCAUCGAGACGUGAAGCCCGAGAAUAUACUAUACUUGACUGCACCAGACCGAAGCUAUAACUUUAAGCUUGCAGACUUUGGUUUAUGCAAUUAUGCGACAAGGGCCACGACAAGGGCUGGUACCCCACCAUACAUGGCCCCGGAAGUACUCAUAAACGGCCGGGUCUCGCAGACCCACAAGAUGGAUAUUUGGUCGCUCUUUGUCGCCAUUGCUGUGAUUUUAAAUGUAGCAGAAUUGAGAACACAAUUCCGGAACCCUAACCUUAUCGGGAACCCAAAGAGUCAGAUAGAAGCUAUCCAAGAGGCAGCUCGGCAUAGCAGCCUGUUGCCUUUGAAAAUGAUGGCAAUUGUUGACGCCGGGCAACGUGCUUCCGCUGGAGAAAUGCUAGACCAACUCUUUCACGGAGAAGGGCGCACUACCCCCAGAGGCCGUCAUCACCCUGCAACCCCCCAGCUUAACCUUACAAUUUGCCACCCCGACAGCAGCAGGUUAUCCCAGGCAGAGGGUUGGGGUUCGGCCAUGCUAAUGGACUAAGGGCAUUAGCAGGAAGGAUCCAAAGAUGGGCAGCUCCGGGGUGUAUGUUUCUCUUGUGUUUUAGUCGAGACACGGCUGUGUGUGAGAAUUAGCCCGCCUACCUUUAGCUGCCUGUCAUAUUCUUUCUUAUUUGUCUUUCCAGCUUCGAGUCUUUUGUUCCGCCGAAGUGUUCCUGUCCGUUGAUUUUGAAUUUUUGAUGUUGGUUUGGACUCUUGGAGCCUCAAGUUCUACUACGCCAUGCUAGAAGCACGUAGAGCAAACAAAUCAAACAAAAUAAAUAAUUUCA